GAGCGUGUGUCACACUCAAUAUAGUCCCAAGAGUUGCAUGUUCCCCAACGCAUAUUAAAGUUUGAGUGAUGGCACGGAUGUGUUAGUGUGACUCGUCUUGUUCGGGGGUGAAUCGGUGACGAUGUCAGACACCGUUGAUGAGUGGCAGGUGGCCCGGCGAAGAAAAGGCGCAGCGCGGAAGUCAAAGACACAUCAGGGCUCUUCAGGCUCAGCGUGCAGCCAGGAGCCGCUGGAUGUGGAGAAGACUGUCAAACGGAUCAGAGACUCAGCGGCUGAGCUGAGAUGUGAGGAUUUCUGGCAGGAGUGGAAAGGCCUGUUGCUGGCGGCAGGAUCGACAUCCAGCUCCAAACCUCCAGAGAACAAAGACUGUGAGGAUCCCACUAAGCUGCUGGAGGAGGACAGGGAACACAGACAAUGUCAGCAGCUCCAGUGUGUGUGUUACGGCCUCGGCUCCUUCUCCUCCUGCGCCGCGGCUCGUUACCAGCUUGCCACGUUGCUGCUGCUGCUGGAUGCAGGACAGAUUCCACUGGAGGACUGCUACGUUUAUGACCCUGUAUUCUCCUCUGGAGAGAGUGACGUCCUGGGAAAGCUGGGUCUCACUGUACUCACAGAAAAUGAGGAAGGGAAGCGUUUGGCAACAAAGCCCACCCUCUUUUUCCUGAUGCAUUGUGGGAAAGCCUUGUACAAUAAUCUUCUAUGGAGGAACUGGAGCACACAAUCUCUUCCUGCGAUGACAAUCAUUGGAAACAGCUUUAACAGCAUGAGGGACAGGGCGAUCGACAGAGAGUUCGAGCGGGACUACAGCUACAUCAGCCAGGCUGCGGGUGUGUGUGAGGAGCGACAGCUGCCUUGUCCACCCCGCUUCACUGACGUCUUCAGUGACACGGCUGUCAUCACCUUUCCUGCCAGCAGUGUGAACAGACUCCCACAAUCCACCUGGGCAGAGCCACCCGAACCAAAGUACCAACACUGCUCUGAUUUGGAGAUUAUACGAAGGCAAACGCAGAGCUGAGACGGCAUUGGGAAAAUACGGGACAUUUUUUAUAAUGGUUGCCAUUGACAUGACCAGUUUGGGGAAUAAAUUAACUAUGCUCCACAUUGAGGGCUGACUCUUGAGGAAGAAGAGGAUCUUUUCUGGAUGAAUUUAACAUGGUGUUCGAGUGGCGAGGAAUAACUACUGCCAGAGAAUGGGAAGGAUUUCAUCAGUGUUUAUGUAUCUGAGGAUUUUACAGACACAUUACAGCCGGCAAUUUUUAUUAUCAGUCAGUACAACAUGAAAAUCUCCUUUUUUAUGACCUGACAUCUGCUAGGUUGAUGAAACAACAUGGGUAAUAAAUCACUGAAAACAGUUA
Pleuronectes platessa (European plaice) is the source of this 1352-nucleotide messenger RNA. RefSeq names its product SRR1 domain containing (gene srrd). Gene Ontology annotation, cellular component: nucleus; cytoplasm. The transcript has 6 exons. Gene Ontology annotation, biological process: microtubule-based process. Lineage: Eukaryota; Metazoa; Chordata; Actinopteri; Pleuronectiformes; Pleuronectidae. The record is from RefSeq and is a predicted model, not a curated record. Bases 122 to 1012 code for a protein of 296 amino acids.